Phaedon cochleariae (mustard beetle) is the source of this 918-nucleotide messenger RNA. The record is from the annotation of a GenBank genome assembly. NCBI's taxonomy places the organism in Eukaryota, Metazoa, Arthropoda, Insecta, Coleoptera, Chrysomelidae.
AUGAAAGAUGAAAAGGUACAGGAUCUUAUAGAAGAAGUGAAGAAACUGACGAAUGAGUCACAAGAGAAAGACAUUUUCAUUAAUAGACUCAGAAGAAGAACAAAGGACUUUGAGGCCGAGGUUGUUGAGGCUGAAGAACAAUAUGAAAGAAAGCAAAAAAUACAGAAUGAUUUGGUUGAGACUCUCAAUAAAAAGGUAGUUGAAAUAAGUUCCCAAAAAGACAUACUGGAAAGAAAUCUGGAGAGUAGAAACAGUGAUUUGAAAAAGUUCGAGCAAGACUUGAUGGAAUUGAAUGAGAUAAAUAGAAGUAUGCUAACCUCCAUUGCUGUACUGGAAAAGGAAAAUCAGUUCUUCAAAAAUAAACUUAUAGAAUAUCAAACUGAUCAUCAAGUGGAAAAGAAAUAUAACAAAGAAGCCUCAUCUGAAAAUAUAGAAGGCAAGUCAACGAACCUACCAAAGGAAUUGAAUGAAAAGAAGAAGAGGUCGAAAUGCACUAUGCAUCAAGGAACCAGGACACAACAAAUUAGCCAGAUAGAUCACUCUAAAAACCUUAAAGACAAGAAAUCCAAAUCAACAGAGAUUAAUGGUUUCGAAGUGCAUAUUGUGGAAAGUGAUUCAAUCAAUAGCAGCGAUUCGGAAACCUCCUGCGAAAAAAAAGUCAACCAAAAUCGCUGUCAACUGCCUGAAGAACCGGAAGAAGAACAUACCAGUAACGUAUAUUCUGAAGGAAAUGAAUUACGAGUAGAACACAAUUAUGACAAAAUUCAGGACAGCCUCCUCAUAGAAUCUCCUAUAGUAAUGUCUAGGAUUCUUAUUCUUGGCGAUGAAUAUGCGGAAGGCUUUUCAAAUGUGAUGACACGAUUCAUUGUAUUGAACAAACUAAAAAUGCUCGCAAAGAUGCUAAGCGAUAUUGAAUGA